Molecule: messenger RNA, 225 nt
Organism: Naegleria fowleri
Lineage: Eukaryota; Heterolobosea; Eutetramitea; Acrasida; Naegleriidae
Exons: 1
Coding region: 1-225 (74 amino acids)
Source: RefSeq, a predicted model, not a curated record
AUGGCUCCAUCCACACCAACCACUCCUACUACCGGUACUACCACGAACAAGAAGGAUAAAAAGGAAGAGGAAUCAGCACCUUCUGGAUUUUGUUUCCGAGCAUUUACAGUGUUCCUGUGGUACAUUGGAUCAUCGGUGAUUUUUAUUGGAUUAUUCGCUUUGCUUGCUUAUUAUUAUGAAAACUUUUAUUCAAAGGGAAUUUUGAAUCCUUUUGAAAAGAAAUAA